Molecule: messenger RNA, 1803 nt
Organism: Miscanthus lutarioriparius
Lineage: Eukaryota; Viridiplantae; Streptophyta; Magnoliopsida; Poales; Poaceae
Source: the annotation of a GenBank genome assembly
AUGGCCUCCAUGUCGCAUUUAAUUGCUAAGCCAGCUCCAGCUGCCACCUUUCCUCUAUCCUCUCCGAGAACGAGCUCCGGCUUUAGGCCUCGCCGUCGCCGCGUCACCGUCCAGCGCGUCUCGUGCGCAUCGCCCAGAGGCGGCGAACGCUCCGAGCAUGACGCCCAAAAGCACGACCGCCGCGACGUCCUCCUGGGCCUCGGCGCGCUCGGUGCCAGUGCCAGUGCCACCCUGGUGUCCGCGCGCCGCGCCGGCGCCGACCCCGUCGCCACGCCCGACAUCUCUUCAUGCGGCCCGGCGGACCUUCCGCCGAGCGCCAACGUGCUGACGUGCUGCCCGCCGCCCUCGAACGCUCUGCCGGUGGACUUCACCCUCCCUGACGCCACGUCCUUGCCGCUCCGGACGCGCCCCGCCGCGCACUCGGUCACCGCGGACUACGUCGCCAAGUUCAACGCCGGGAUCGCGGCGAUGAAGGCGCUCCCGGCGGACGACCCGCGUAGCUUCGCGGCGCAGGCGAGCGUGCACUGCGCCUACUGCGACGGGUCGUACAGCCCCGAGGGGUUCCCCGGCGUGGAGCUCCAGGUGCACAACUCGUGGCUGUUUUUCCCCUUCCACCGGUGCUACCUCUACUUCUUCGAGCGCAUCCUGGGCAGCCUGAUCGGCGACCCCAGCUUCGCCGUACCGUUCUGGAACUGGGACGCGCCGGACGGGAUGCGCAUGCCGGCCAUGUACGCGGAUCCGUCGUCCCAGCUGUUCGAUCCGCGGCGUGACGGCCGGCACGCGCCGCCGAAGCUGAUCAAUCUCGACUACAACGGGAGGGAGCCGAGGUUCUUCACUGACAAACAGCAGGUUGAUCACAACCUCAGGGUCAUGUACCGUCAGAUGGUAUCGCUGAGCCCGACGCCGUCGCUCUUUUUCGGCAGCGCGUACCGCGCCGGCGACGAGCCGAACCAGGGGCCAGGGCCGGUGGAGAACAUCCCGCAUGGCCCGGUGCACAUCUGGUGCGGCGACCCGAACCAGCCGGACGGCGAGGACAUGGGCAACUUCUACUCGGCCGGGUUCGACCCGCUCUUCUACGCGCACCACGCCAACAUCGACCGCAUGUGGUCCAUCUGGAAGGGUCUCGACGCCCGGCGCCACACGGACCUCACCGACCCGGACUGGCUAGACGCCUCCUUCCUCUUGUACGACGAGACCCCCAAGCUGGUGCGCAUCCGCGUGCGCGACGUGCUCGACAUCGACAGGCUGCGGUACCGGUACCAGGACGUGCCGCUGCCGUGGACGGCCGCCAGGCCAACCGUGACCGCCGCGGCGCGGAGAGCGGACUCGUUCCUCGCACCCUCGGCGCAGGCCGCCGCCGGCGCUGCCGCCAAGAAGGCGGGCGAGUUCCCCAUCACGCUGGACGAGGCGACGAGCGUGACGGUGAAGAGGCCGGUCGCGGUACAGAGGAGCAAGGCGGAGAAGGCGUCCAAGGAGGAGGUGCUCGUCAUCGACGGCAUCGAGGUGGACAGGGACGUGGCCGCCAAGUUCGACGUGUUCGUAAACACCGAGGACCACGCCGCGGUGGGAUCGGGCGGGAGGGAGCUCGCGGGGAGCUUCGUGAACGUGCCGCACGGGCAUGGCCACGGGCACGGGCACGGGAAGAAGGGGAGAGGGAUCAAGACCAAGCUGCGGCUCGCGUUGAACGGGCAGCUCGAGGACCUCAAGGCCGAAGGCGACGAGAGCGUGGUGGUGACCCUCGUGCCGCGGCAAGGCAAGGGUAAGGUGAAGGUCGGAGGCGUCAAGAUUGAGCUGAUGCAUUGA